CAUUCCUCGGGUCAUCUUCUCCUUCUUCUGAGGUUGGCCCAUGGAUCCAACCUAUCCUUGCAACUACCUAAGCCAAUCAGCAGCUCCAUAAGCUCUGUGCACAGACCAUCUUGGACUGAGCAGGCCGAACGAGUUGCGCCUGCAGUGACCGGGAGUGGGUGUCUGGUCUGUCGUCAACGUCAAGAUCCCAAAUCGUAAACUAAACUGAACCAAUUCGAACUCGGCAUCACGACUGCAUUGCGGCCCUCAUAAGCCAUGAUGCUGUCCCGCCGAAUUGUACGGGCAUCGCCCGCCCGCCUCGUUGCGCUCGCCGCGAACCGAUCCCCCAUUGUCCAACAGCGCCGUACCUUCUUGCCCGACCAACUUACCGGCCGGGGCGGCCUCAUGGAAGAAAAGUACCCCGACUCCGAUUAUCCUCAACUCACCGAUGCUGAGGACCCCGAAAUGAACGGCGGCUACAUCAACCCUCCACGCAUCAAGCGCCAGUUUCGCGAUCCCUACGCCAAGUGGUGGGACCCUCAGGAGCGUCGCAACUUUGGCGAGCCCGUGCACGAAGACCACGAUCUCCUGGGCAUGUUUUCGCCAUACGAGUACACUUGGGUCUCUCCCGGCAAAGGUCUUGCCCAGAUUGGCGCCUUCAUCGUUGCCUUCCUCGGUCUCUGCUACGGCGUCAAGCUCACGUACCCCGACAAGGUCUCGUAUCCUCGCGAGUUCGAGGACGGUUUGUUGCAGGAACUGGGCGGUUCGGGAGCUGUUAGGGCGAGACGGGCGGGUGAUCGUGACCCUUGAAUGAGUACAGACACAAAGGAACAAGUACAGAACAGAGCAUGCGCCGUGUACAGAGAGGUAGCUGCUCCUACUUCCAUCCGGGGUGAACGGUACCCGGGGAGGUCAUAGAAAGAGUUGAGUCAUGGCAAGCAGUCAUUAAUGAUCCCAGAGUGCAUCCGGUCCAACUACCUCCAAUUUCUGCUGUUUCGUCUUGUGUUGGAGGGUACCCAUUCAGCUUAGGAUGUUCGAGUUCUGCCUGCCUUGGAGGCCAGAAAACCUGUCACUUUGAUGGAAUUAUAGACUAACCCAGCCCUUCCAUUUUCAUUGGAAACUGACCAUGACGCACCAGUCCAUAGGAACAACGUCGAGCAAAGAACUCCACAGAAGCAUGUUGCUGCUUCUAAUGAGAUUUCCUCUGCAUUAUCAUGACUCGUGCAAGUUCAUCCGGGGUAACGACUCCACAUUUGCUGUCGGGUCGGGUCGGGUCGGGUGCAAGUCGCAAGUGGAUCACUGACUCGGGACCGAACCCUCACUCAGUAGGUACUUGUAGGCAUCAAUGGCAACUCUCGCUCACGAUA
Messenger RNA from Neurospora crassa OR74A, 1346 nucleotides. It is a transcript of the gene nuo20.1, whose product is annotated as NADH:ubiquinone oxidoreductase 20.1kD subunit. The record is from RefSeq and is a predicted model, not a curated record. Bases 256 to 789 code for a protein of 177 amino acids. Gene Ontology annotation, cellular component: mitochondrion. Lineage: Eukaryota; Fungi; Ascomycota; Sordariomycetes; Sordariales; Sordariaceae. The transcript is spliced from 4 exons.